AUGUCGACGAGGACCAAGAGCAAGCCCGCAGUAUCAGGAAAAUCACUGCAGAAGCCUGGAGAUACCCAUAAAGGUCGCAAAUCCACUCCAAAGCAGCCCAUACCAGUCCCCGAUCGAUUGAAGCGGUUAUUCAACUCGCUGUGCGCUCAGAUUGACGGUGGUCAUUUCACGAAUGCCAUCAAAACAUGCGACAAGAUUCUCAGACUGUCUCCUGACGAUCCCGACGCGUUGCGGACCAAGUUGUCCCUGUUUCUGCAUACAGAACAGUAUACGUCUGCUCUGGAGUUGAUUGAGAAAGAUGAAGAUGAUUCAAAUCAUGGAUUCGAGAAAGCUUAUGUUCAUUAUCGAAUGCAAAAUGAGGAGCAGGCGAGAAACAUUUUAGAUGCUCUGAAAGACGGUAGCGGUGAUGAUGACAGAAGCGCCAUGCAUCUAGAAGCUCAGUUGUGCUACCGAGAAGGCUCAUACCGGAAUGCUGUUGAUUUGUAUAACCAGCUGCUGGAUACAUGCGAUCCUCACUCAGAAGAGCAUUCGGACAUUCUAACGAACCUUCAAGCGGCUCAACAGCAUCUCGAUUUCAUCGAGACUGGAUUUCUGAGAUCGCUCGACAGCUUGCCAGCUUCUUUACGGAACAGUAUUGACACAUUACCACCACCGCCCCAACAAAAUACCUCCGCAGUGGCGGCUGCUCUCGCCGCUUCUUCUAAUGAUACUGGAGCAAGUAAAACUCAGGCUCCAGUUACCCAAAAGAAAGUACGAAUGUCGAGGGUGCCGAAGGGGGUCGUGCCGGGUGUUACUCCACCGCCCGAUCCCGAACGUUGGCUGAAGAAGAGCGAAAGAUCGACGGUGCAGCAAGGAAGGAAUAAGAAGAAGGGUGGUGGUGGUGGUGGAGCUACACAAGGGAGCACAGGAGUGGACUAUAAUGCGGGUGGCGGUGGAACAAGCACUCCGUCGGGGGGUAAAGGGGGUAAGGGCAAGAAGAAAAAGUAG
Molecule: messenger RNA, 987 nt
Organism: Marasmius oreades (fairy-ring Marasmius)
Lineage: Eukaryota; Fungi; Basidiomycota; Agaricomycetes; Agaricales; Marasmiaceae
Exons: 4
Coding region: 1-987 (328 amino acids)
Biological process (GO): SRP-dependent cotranslational protein targeting to membrane
Cellular component (GO): signal recognition particle, endoplasmic reticulum targeting
Molecular function (GO): ribosome binding; protein binding; 7S RNA binding
Source: RefSeq, a predicted model, not a curated record